Eutrema salsugineum is the source of this 559-nucleotide messenger RNA. RefSeq lists its product as uncharacterized. NCBI's taxonomy places the organism in Eukaryota, Viridiplantae, Streptophyta, Magnoliopsida, Brassicales, Brassicaceae. The transcript is spliced from 5 exons. The record is from RefSeq and is a predicted model, not a curated record. The coding region runs from base 44 to 373 and encodes 109 amino acids.
GUCGGGCGAGAGAACCAAACAAAGAACCCUAAUUUCGGGAGCCAUGAUGAUACGGGGUGGAUCCUUGUUUGCCAAGUACUGUCGAAGAGGGAUGUCAUCAUCUCCAGACUUGUCUUCACAGCAGCACAAGUCGUUGACCCGAGAGCCUACUCGUCUUAGCUUGUUUCUUUUUAGGUCGACACUUCUGUUCUUCGGAUUCAAGAUCGGAGUCCAUUCAACUGGCCCUGAUCCACUUAAUGCUGCCCGGCGAGAGUCCUUGGACGAUAAGGAGAAAGAUUUGGAAGACAGGAUGAAAAUCCUUGAUUUCCAAGAAGCACUUCAUGCUAAACUGGAACUGGAACUGAUGAAUAAGACUUCGCAAGACCAGAGAUAAUUCACCAUCGGAAUGUGGGUUUCGGCCUUCUAUGCUCUCUCUUUUAUGUAUUUAUAUUUAUGCUUGUCUUCCAUGUAAGCUUUGCUAAUAUGUUAUCUUGAGUGGCAUCUUGUUCAAUGGAGACUAUUAGAUCCUUCUUCCAUCGUCGUUACUUUUACCAGACCUGUGAUAGAUAUUACAACCAGC